Dromaius novaehollandiae (emu) is the source of this 833-nucleotide messenger RNA. It is a transcript of the gene FOXP3, whose product is annotated as forkhead box P3. Gene Ontology annotation, cellular component: nucleus. The record is from RefSeq and is a predicted model, not a curated record. Gene Ontology annotation, molecular function: DNA-binding transcription repressor activity, RNA polymerase II-specific; RNA polymerase II cis-regulatory region sequence-specific DNA binding. NCBI's taxonomy places the organism in Eukaryota, Metazoa, Chordata, Aves, Casuariiformes, Dromaiidae. Gene Ontology annotation, biological process: regulation of transcription by RNA polymerase II.
CCCAUGCUCGAGGGGGGCCCCAAGGACCCCCCUGGGCGUGACCGGGGCCCCUCGCCCCCCCCUGCCAGGAGCGACCCCCCCAGCGGCGCCCAGCCCCCAAGGCUGCCCCGCUGCCCCCCCGGGGAGGUGGCUCAGUACCUGCGGCAGCUGGAGCGGAUCCAGGAGCUGGAGCAGCAGCUGGCCCGCGAGCGGCACCGCCUGGAGCUCCUGCAGGCCCAGCUGCUCCGCAGGGGCCCCCCCGGCACGCCAGGGGCCUGGGCUGGCCCCCCCCUGCGGGCACCUCCAGCCCCUCACCUGCAUGUGACCCCCCCACCCAGGGCCGCCCCCGGGAAGGGCCCAGCUGCGGCCCCCCCCAGGGCAGACGGGCAGCCCCGGAGCCUGCUGCCCCCCCCGGGGCACCCCUGGCCCCGCGGUGGCCACUGCCCAGAGCUGGAGUACUACCGCCUCAGCACGGCCCGGCCCCCCUACACCUACGCCAUGCUCAUCCGCUGGGCCAUCCUGGAGUCCCCCCAGCGCCAGCGUACCCUGGGCGAGAUCUACCACUGGUUCAGCCGCAUGUUCGGGUACUUCCGCCACAACACAGCCACCUGGAAGAACGCGGUGCGGCACAACCUGAGCCUGCACAAGUGCUUCGUGCGGGUGGAGAACGCGCGGGGCGCCGUGUGGACCGUGGACGAGGCCGAGUUCGGGCGCCGCCGGGGGCAGCGCUACCCCAGGGACUGCGACCUCAAGUGCCUCCUGCCCCCCCCGAGCUGAACCCCCCCCCCCCGAAAGGUGACACGAUGCCCCGAAACCGCUGCACCGGGCCUUUAUUGAAGCCACGAAGGAGCCGC